UUCAGUUGAAUGGCUGAUUUAGGCCCAUGCAGGCUGAUCUCCCCGCCCGUGCAGACGCACAAAGGGGUGCAGAGAGCGCGCGCCCAGGGGAGCACAUCUCCUCUGGGCUAAAACUCACCAUCCCUGGAGGAUGGUUUCAAGGUGGCCAGUCCCUGAGCCACAUCAGCAGCCCGCGUGGGAAGGGGCUGUUGUUUCGCGCACCAGCCCCUGGUAAUUUGGCGAUCGCGGCUCGGGCCAGGGGGGAGCGGAGGAGUUUUGCCCCCCGGCUGCAAGGAGACAAGGCGGCGGGAUCUGCCCACCCCGCGGGGCUGGUCCCUGGGGAGCGAUCGCGUUGCAAUGUGACUCCAUGAAACUGACACGGGCUGUAGCGCCAUCAGCAAAGGGAGGAGCGCGGGGAGGGGGCCCCGGCCAGAGCCCAGCGUGAGCAGCCUCCAGCAGCGGCGUCUCUCCAGGAGCCGAGCCCCAGCCCACUCCGGCCGCAGCGCCCCCGCUCCCCGGCAGAAGGCAUGGAGGACGGUCAGGAGAUGUCCCCCUCCUCAACCAAUUCCUCCGAGGGGCUCAGCCCGGCCCUGCCGCUCACCAAAGGGAUGUCGAUCUUCCUCGAUAUAUUGAGAAGAGCAGACAAAAAUGAUGAUGGCAAACUGUCUUUUGAGGAAUUCAAAGCCUACUUUGCUGAUGGAGUUCUGAGUGGAGACGAAUUGCACGAGCUUUUUAACACCAUUGAUACACACAAUACUGACAACCUUGACACAGAAGAACUCUGUGAAUAUUUUUCUCGGCAUUUGGGAGAGUAUGAAAAUGUGCUGUCUGCCUUAGAAGAUCUAAAUGUUUCUAUACUGAAGGCAAUGGACAAAACAAAGAAAGACUAUCAAAAGGCCUCUAACUUGGAACAGUUUGUGACUCGUUUCUUACUGAAAGAAACAUUGAAUCAGCUGCAGUCUCUCCAGAACUCCCUGGAUUGUGCCAUGGAAACCACAGAGGAGCAAACUCGUCAAGAAAGACAAGGACCAGCAAAACCGGAGGUGCUCUCAAUUCAGUGGCCAGGAAAACGUUCAAAUCGAAGAUUUCAGAGGACCAAUAGCUUAUCACCAAACAGUCCCCAUUUAAAUACAGGUUUCUUAGAGGAAGACAACCAAUGGAUGACCCAGAUAAACAGACUCCAGAAGCUGAUUGACAAGCUGGAAAAGAAGAAUCUAAAGCUUGAGCCACUGGAAGAAGAGGUUUUGGAAGGAAACACAAAAUCUCAGAGCCUCAAUGCACAAGAAAUAAUAACAAGACCUAAAAGAGCUUUCUGGGAAGAGGGAGUAUCACCAAACUGGGAAGACAUGAGAAAAUACCCAUUAUUUAGAGAUAAUAAAGAGAUAGUGAAUCAUAAAAAUAAAGAAACUAAGAACAUAUCCAGAAAUGAACACAAAUUACAACACAUAAUGAUUGUUCAGCGUCAAAUGUCUGUGCUAGAGGAAGAACUAGAAGAAUUCCGACUCGCUCUGAAACAGUAUGUGGAAUCUGCUUCUACUCGGACUGGAUGUUUGCAUGUUUCCAUACAGAAGCUUUCAAGCGAAUGCCGCUUCAUCAUUUAUGAGUUCUGGGAGAACAGCAGUGCCUGGAAUAGUCAUCUCCAGAUGAAUUACAGCAAGACAUUCCAAAGGAGUAAUGUGGACUUCUUGGAAACUCCAGAACUCAUGACAACUAUGCAAGUACCUGCUUCAUGGUGGGUCCUGAACAACAACUAGAAGCUUUCAUUGUGGGUUCAAGUAAUGGUAAAUGUUAUAUUUGCAUUCAAACAACAUCCAUACACCAGGCGACAGGUGCUACAGCUAAUGGACUGUGAUGUAACAUUGUUUAUCACAGGCACAAUCUUUUCCAUUUUAAAAUAUGGAAAAAUUAUGUAUGCUUUAUAUUCUCUCCUUGUGACUAUUUUGGUGAAACAUUUUUUACACGCUUACAUAAGGGCACCUGUGGCCCUGCUAAAUUGCUAGAUGCAUGUGUGUGUGUGCUCAAGCCAGCCAAAUUAUUGUACAGAAAUGUGUCUCAGAGAAAUGGUCAGCGUAUGUGAGUGUUAAGUACUUGUUUUGACUGGUUUUAUCUUUAUGUUAAAUAAAUAGUUACUCCAA
Molecule: messenger RNA, 2114 nt
Organism: Caretta caretta (loggerhead turtle)
Lineage: Eukaryota; Metazoa; Chordata; Testudines; Cheloniidae
Source: RefSeq, a predicted model, not a curated record